AGGAUCUCGGCCAAGAUGUGACAGCAGCGAAGGAAGGUCAGGAACCAAAUUGCUGAAGAGAAGGAGAAAGGAGCAGCUGAAAUGGCGAAGACUUCAGAUCUGGAGAGUGCCAUUAACACUUUGGUGAAAAACUUCCACGAUGCCUCGGGUGAUAAGAGCCCAUCACUAAAGGCAGAUGAAUUCAAGAACCUCCUUUCCUCACAGCUGCCUAACCUCAUCAAGACCAGCGGUACAGAUGCAGGUUUUGGGGAGGUGCUGAAGCAGAUGGGGGUGAAAGAUGGUGAAGGAAUAACCUUCGAUCACUUCUGGAAGCUGAUCCAAAACGUGGCUGGAUCUCAGUACGGCCAGCUCAGUCACGAGAAAGUGUCCAAAUGUACCUGCCUUCUAAUGUGAACACCAGACUGCAGCUAGGUCAAGAUGGAGGGAUUUUCCAGGAUUUUUUCGUUGAUCCACAUUUUCCCCACCAAACACUAUUCCUACACGAUUUCUUUAAGUUUUGGCUUACAAUAUAUUUGACCUUAUCUCGCCUACAUACAGUGCAAAUGUUAAAAUGAGCCGUGUUAAUCAUCUCACUAAAAAAGUAGACCAAAUCAAACCAUACGGUAAAACUGCACAUAUAAAAAAGUACCUGUUUUUUAUCAUGAAUAUUUCUCAAUGGGAUCAGCUAAGUGUUUUUAUACUGUUUGCUUUUCUAUAUACAAAACUAAUGUGUCAUGUAUCAUCAUCUUCAUACUCAGUGUGUUUAUGUAAAAACACAAAUCAGUUAUUUCUAAACUUCAUGUUCUUACUGUGUAUGUCUAAGAUUUACUCAGUGGUAUUGUCUUGACAUCAUUUUUCAUAUUUAUAUUUUGUAUUUCGUGGCCAAAAAUACAGUUUUAACCAUAAACAGUGUCAAAAAUAACACGUUUUUGUUCCAAACACAGUGAUUAUGGUUUUUUUUUUUUUUUAGUUCAGUUCCAGUAACACCAUGAGAUACACGUCCCUUACAAGUGUGUGUAAACUCAAAUUAUUUUCACAGAGAUUCUUUGUUUUUGGGGAGGCACGUAAAAGCAUCACCAGACAAUUAGUGAUUUUAGUGUGGAGGGCAACAUGACACUUGAGACUCAUUGGGUCAAAGUACAUGUCAGGACAAUCAACCACUGAGCAAACUCAAAUGUAUAGAAGUUAACGCUAACCACUCUGUCCAGUCCUUGUGAAACUAAUGCUUAGGUAAUACAUUUAUUUUCAUGUUUACUUCAAUUACUUUUAAAUGUACCUUAAAGAGUGGAAUACUUCAUACUCAAGUAAAAAAGACAAAUUAAUGUAUUUUAGUUACAUUCAUUUCUGUUUUAUAUGCUACUCCUGUACUGUGGCUAAAUCUUAAAUUGCAUUCUUAUGUAGUGCAUUAUAAAGUGUAAAACAGAACAUGUACAAACCUUAUUUCCAGAAAAGUUGGGACAAUUUGUAAAAUGCAAUAAAAACAAGAAUCUGUGAUUUCUCAA
Molecule: messenger RNA, 1481 nt
Organism: Trichomycterus rosablanca
Lineage: Eukaryota; Metazoa; Chordata; Actinopteri; Siluriformes; Trichomycteridae
Gene: s100v2
Product: S100 calcium binding protein V2
Exons: 3
Coding region: 82-393 (103 amino acids)
Source: RefSeq, a predicted model, not a curated record